GUUUAUCCGGGACAUUGCGAAGACCUAUAGGAUUCCCCUGGUUCUUCACCGUGAGGGCAGAACGGUAGUCGGGCAGCUCAAGUUUCAGAUGAGGGGCCUCCUCUUGUUCUUGAAUGGGGCCGAGUUACGUGGAGGAGGUGCAGCAGGAGGAGGAGGAGGGAAGCAGGAGCCUACAGGAGUCGCAGACCUCUCUUUCUUUUGUGCUCUCGUUCGGGACCCCAACACAUGGGGUCAACGCGGGCUGAAUGGCUUCAUAGUGAAAGCUGCCUCCGACGCAGACGCAGACGGUCGGCGUGAGAGAGCGAGCGCGCGCGCUAAUUAGAAAAACCUGGUGAAGCAAUUAAGCGCAAGGAGAGAAGCUGCGCACCGAUUGUAGUGCAGAAGGUCAGGCUCGGGCAAGUCACUAACCAUUUUUCAUCGUCAGGUGCCAGGGUUGGAAAAGAAGGAUUUCGCAGAGGACUGGAUGAUGAACAAUGCGCCUGAGUGUCAAACACUAAUCUGAGGAGACAAGCCUACAGAUGCCUAGCUAACUUAGGGCUCCGAUCACCUUGGCACCAUGAGUUGGAGCUUUCUAACCCGUCUGCUGGAUGAGAUAUCCAACCACUCCACCUUCGUGGGCAAGGUCUGGCUGACUGUGCUCAUCAUCUUCCGCAUUGUGCUGACGGCCGUUGGCGGCGAAACCAUCUACUAUGAUGAACAGAGUAAAUUUGUCUGCAACACACAGCAGCCUGGUUGUGAGAACGUGUGCUAUGAUGCAUUUGCGCCGCUCUCACAUGUCAGAUUCUGGAUCUUCCAGGUGAUCAUGAUCACCACCCCAACCAUAAUGUACCUUGGAUUUGCCAUGCACAAGAUCGCCCGCAUGGAAGAGACGGACUUUCGGCCGGGCCCAAAGCGGAAGAAGAGGAUGCCAAUCAUCAAGCGUGGGGCUGCGAGGGACUAUGAAGAGGUAGAGGACAACGGAGAAGAAGACCCAAUGAUUGCUGAAGAGAUUGAACCAGAAAAGACAGACAAAGCAGAACAAAGCUCAGAGAAAAAACAUGAUGGUCGCCGGCGGAUCUUGCGUGACGGCCUGAUGAAAGUCUAUGUGUGCCAACUGCUGUGGCGCUCUGCCUUUGAGGUGGCCUUCCUUUUCGGGCAGUAUAUUAUGUACGGCUUCGAGGUAAUACCCUCCUACGUCUGCACUCGUUCUCCGUGCCCGCACACGGUGGACUGCUUUGUUUCCCGUCCCACAGAGAAGACUAUCUUCCUGCUGGUGAUGUACGUCGUGUCCUUUCUCUGCCUUCUCCUCACCAUCCUGGAAAUCAUCCAUUUGGGUAUCGGCAGCAUCCGUGACACUUUCCGUAGGCGGGCCACCCUCAACACACGCACCUCCCGUCCACCGGCCUCACGCUCCAUGCCUACAGCUCCACCAGGAUACCACGCCACCAUGAAAAAGGAGAAAAUGAAAGAGCUGAGGGACUUGCCAAUGGGUGAUUCCGGGCGAGAGAGUAUUGGGGAUGAGGGCCCCUCGUCCAGGGAGCUGGAGCGGUUGAGAAGACACCUGAGGUUGGCCCAGCAGCACCUGGACCUUGCCUACCAGGUGGAUGAAGGAAGUCCUUCACGCAGCAGCAGCCCAGAGGUGAACACAGCGGCACAGACUGCUGCAGAGCAGAACCGUCUCAAUUUUGCCCAGGAGAAGCAAGGAGAGGCGAGCGAGAAAGGUAAAGAAGACGCUCGGGCCUCCAUUCGACACACUGAAUUUGACACAGAUGAACCAGGAGGGAUACAUGCCUGAGCGUGCUUCCUGCCUCAAACGUCUGUCCUUUCAUUCCUACUGGCCUUAAACACAUGGGGGAAGCACAUAUGGGAAUGCAGUCAGACCACUGAGGGAGACCAAAGUGUGUGUAAUGUGUGUGCGUGUGUUUGUGUGUGGGGAUGAGAGAAAUGUGCCUUUCAGUAUUAGAGGUCAGUUGAAAACAAAGAAAUGCUGACCGAGCUGUGUUGCGACAAAUGGUUAAUUUCCACGACUCUAAACUUGAAAGCUUGCCGACCUACAUCCAAACUUUGACUGUGCCUUUGGCUAGACCUCGUCUACCCCAUGUUCCUUCGUCAUCUGUUUUUUGUUGCAUUGCAAUAACCUGUCCAUUUAAGACCACGCAAGGAUUAUUGUAAGCUUCAGCUGAGUGUAUUUUUUUUUCUUUCUCUUUUUGUUUGGUUCACAAGAGGGGUUGGUUGUUUUUUGUUUUUUUUGUUUUUUUUGGUUUUUGUUUCUGAAUGUUGAUGUCUCACUUGGUUGAAGCUUAUUGGCCUCAAAUCUUAAACAUGACCUUGUGUUAUGUAAUGUUUUUGAGUAUGUGGAGAAGCUUGGUAAGUGGCGCUUAACCUGUACUGGAUGAGUCAUCUUUAAUUUAAAUGUUGGGAAUUAUUGGUGUAUUAGCCAGAAGUCAUUCCACUUCAGAAAUGUUUGACAGAUAUAUUUUUUUCCAUUUCUUUUCAAAGUCUAUUUACCCAAAUCAGCCAGAAAUAUUUACCUGGGAAAUGCUUGAAUUCUUAAUCAACAGGAACCGUUCCACACAUUUCCAACAAUCAUCUUUGUACAAUCAUUUUAUUUUACCGGCCUUUAAGUUUUUUUUUGUUUGUUUUGUUUUUUUGACCAAACGCUGUAGGCUAGUGACAUUUCUGUAGAAGGAAGUGUUGUCAUGCAAAUACCACCUCAGCAUUUCAAUGUUAAUCCUUUCCUAAAUUAUGUUCUAAAACAAAUAUUUAGUGUUCAUUGGGGCAGAAAGUUGGAAAAUAAAUUCACUUUUUGUGGUUUUUCAUGCUAACUGGCUAGAAACAUCUGUCUUCUGGGGCACUGUCAAACAUGUAAUUCCACCCUUGUCUUUAGAAAUUUACAUUCUUCUUUAGUGAGACAUAUUUUCCGUCCUUGACAUGCAACCUCUUUCUCCUUCGUGCUGAAACACGGAUGCCUUUGUGCAUCCCGGGAAAGGAGGAGGAAGAAAAGCCAAGCUGAGGAAAGGAUGACAGUUUGCUGACGCACAGCCUGGUGCCAUGUAAACAUGUAAUCUUCAACUCACCGUGAGAUUCAUUCCUUCCUUUUUUUUUUUUUUUUUUUUUUUUUUUUUUUCUUUUUUCUUUUGUGUGUUCAGUAGCUUUCAGUAUUCAUACAGUUGAAACGUUUUCAUAGUCGGUUUUAUAUCCUGGAAAACAAAGUGCAGAUCGCCAAAGAGCUGUUGCUGUAUUCUUAUAAUCAUCUCACUUCCAGUUUUGCUACUUAUUACGAGGUACGACAUUCAAGUUUGAGUAUAGUACUUUUUUUUUUUUUCUAUUGCAAGUUUUGUAGUUAUUGUAACUGUAGAGAUUAUUUUGUCUUCAGAGUAAAUAAAUAUAUUUGAAAUGGUUUA
Oreochromis niloticus (Nile tilapia) is the source of this 3383-nucleotide messenger RNA. RefSeq names its product gap junction gamma-1 protein. Lineage: Eukaryota; Metazoa; Chordata; Actinopteri; Cichliformes; Cichlidae. The record is from RefSeq and is a predicted model, not a curated record. Gene Ontology annotation, molecular function: gap junction channel activity. Gene Ontology annotation, biological process: cell-cell signaling. Gene Ontology annotation, cellular component: connexin complex. The transcript has 6 exons. Bases 557 to 1774 code for a protein of 405 amino acids.